Styela clava is the source of this 2110-nucleotide messenger RNA. Its product is annotated as large ribosomal subunit protein uL11m-like. NCBI's taxonomy places the organism in Eukaryota, Metazoa, Chordata, Ascidiacea, Stolidobranchia, Styelidae. Gene Ontology annotation, cellular component: ribosome; mitochondrial large ribosomal subunit. Gene Ontology annotation, molecular function: large ribosomal subunit rRNA binding; structural constituent of ribosome. The record is from RefSeq and is a predicted model, not a curated record. Gene Ontology annotation, biological process: translation.
UAAGUUUGGUUUAUGCAAGAUAGCAAGAUGAGUAUGUUAAGUCUGUGAGCCUAGUGCCAGUAGUAGGUGACAGUGCUGCAAUGUGAAUCAUAUUUAUCCAAUCAAGCACUGUUCACUGGUUCAUUAAAUACACCAGCGCUAGGCGGCGACUCGUACUGCACUUGGCUUACAGACUUUGAGACUUAUGACUCACAGACUCAGGAGUCAGGGAGUGCAGGGACUCAAACUUGGACUUGAGUCGAGACUCUGAUGACCUACGAUAAUUAAUACCGUACCUGACUCUGUGACUCGCGAAUAGCAGUUUAGAGACUUGUAUCGAAAACUGCUGGUUAAGUGGCCAUUUUUCAUUUGUUGUUGCUCUGUCCAAACCAUUUCCAUGUACUUUGUGCCUGUAUCAGACAUUCCUUUGUCAUACCGGUACUAUCUUCAUAUUUUCUGUUUUCAGCUGUUUCUGUUUGGAGAUCAGCUAAUUCUGACAGAUUAAAGUAUAAAGGUUUAAGUGAUAAUACAAAAAAUAUGUCGAAGCUAUCCAGAGUUGGAAAGUCUCUGCAAAACAAGGUUGUGGAAAAAAAGCUGCCAAACAUAAUAGACACAGUCAUAGCAGCCAAUCGUGCUUCAACGGGUCCUCCAUUGGGUCCCGUUCUCGGCCAAAGAGGAAUUCCUAUUGCGAAAUUCGCAUCAGAAUUUAAUCAACAAACAAAACAUAUAAAAACUGGAAUUCCACUUGAUACUCGGAUAUACCUUGAUGGGAAAAAUUUCAAAAUUAAUAUUUCAUCACCCACCAAGGGGUAUAUGAUAUUUCAAGCAGCUGGUGCAAAAAAGGGGGAAAGGCCAUUAAAUUUAGGUCAGGACUUCAUUGGAAAAAUUACUCAUAAACAUAUAUAUGAGAUUGCAAAAGUGAAAAUACAGGACGAAUACUACACUAUUCGCGAUUAUACUAUGCAGCAAAUGUGUGAAGAAAUUGCUCAAUCUUGUUAUAGGAGUCAUAUUGAUAUUGUUGAAAAACUUGAUCCUGAAGUCUAUGAUCGUUAUUUACAAACUGUAGAUGAAAAAGAAGCAGAAUACCAAGAAGAAAAGUUACAGAAAGAACUGGAGUUGAAAAAGAAAAUGAAAUUAUCAUGAAUUCACAGUGAUGAUUUCGCACUAUCUUGCUAUUUAUUUUUUUUGCCAUUUAAAAACCCAGUUUAAUUUAAGUUAAGAAAUGGAAUAAUACUAUUCAGAAAUAUUUGAAUUGGUUAGCAAUUCUGAUACCUAACCUUCUUGAGACUUCUGACUUUGAUGUGACAGUAAUUUACACUUUACAGUCUCUAUUUCUCAAAUAAUAAUUUUAAAUGUUCAACCUCCAAAUUUGUUGAUAGCAAAAUUUUGAAUACAUGAACUUUUGAGAUUGCAAAUGCUUACUCCCAAUGUUUCCAACUGACUUAUUCAGAAAUUUGAUGACUCUAUUUCUAACAUGGCCAAAUCCGGCCCGCUGGGUAGGCUACUUCAAUCUGGCCCGUCUGAUGCUGCCACAGCCAAUCUAAAACCAAAUUUUGAUGUUUUAGCAAAAAAAUAACUAAGGAAUUUGUUGAGAUUGCGAUUAACUUUAGUUUUGGCACGAGGCUUACUAUUUUUAAAUUUUGCUUUUUAACACUGUAAAUAUUGUUCAUGAUAUGUAACUGUUUACGUCACUUUUACCUGGCCUUCCAGUUUGGGUGGGAAAAUUUUUGGCGCCUUGUUCUUGUCUGAAAACCUUGCCUAAUCCUGCUCUAAGGUAGUUGAAAAAAUUAGCUCUAUUUUUGUGGAUUUUCAUAAUAUGACUUCUAUACCAGCUAUAUGUAAUAUGACUAUGACUCCCAUCUGCCUCAAAUCAAUUUCCUACAUUUUCAUGCAACAAGUUUUUCAAAAUUAUCAUGUAGCUCUUGGUGAUACAUUUUGUUUAAAUAUGUUUUACAAAAAGUUAAGUAUUCUCUUGGUUUCUUUUUAACUCACUAAAUAGUGCUGGGUUGAGAAUGAAUAUGGAGAAUUAGGAAUAUUAAACUACAACCAAAAGUAAGAAAAAGUGUAUUUCAGCACAAUCAUUGGUAUUCAAACUCGAAGUAUUUCAAAUUAUACUUCUCUUUUUUACAGA